Nothoprocta perdicaria is the source of this 1571-nucleotide messenger RNA. It is a transcript of the gene KDELR3, whose product is annotated as KDEL endoplasmic reticulum protein retention receptor 3. Gene Ontology annotation, molecular function: ER lumen protein retrieval receptor activity. The record is from RefSeq and is a predicted model, not a curated record. The transcript is spliced from 5 exons. The coding region runs from base 167 to 811 and encodes 214 amino acids. Lineage: Eukaryota; Metazoa; Chordata; Aves; Tinamiformes; Tinamidae. Gene Ontology annotation, biological process: endoplasmic reticulum to Golgi vesicle-mediated transport; protein retention in ER lumen. Gene Ontology annotation, cellular component: membrane; cis-Golgi network; endoplasmic reticulum.
CAGUUGGAAGAGAACAUCUAUUUGACCAAGGCUAGAGCCCAAAAAAAAGAGGAAAAUCUGCUGAAUUUUACCAAGAGACAAUCUUUGGGGAAGCCCUAGAGCCUGCCCUAGCCCUGCACCCGUGCAGACGCUCUGCUUGCUUUGCCUCCGAGGAGUCUGCGCAGCAAUGAACAUCUUCCGGAUCCUGGGGGAYAUCUCCCACUUGCUGGCUAUUAUCAUCCUGCUGAUUAAGAUCCAGAGGUCUAAGUCCUGUGCCGGUAUCUCCGGGAAAAGUCAGAUACUUUUUGCCCUUGUCUUCACAACCCGCUACCUGGACCUGUUCACAAACUUCAUAUCCAUCUACAACACCGUGAUGAAGGUCAUUUUCUUGCUAUGUGCCUACAUCACCGUGUACAUGAUCUAUGGGAAAUUCCGGAAAACAUUYGACAGCGAGAAUGACUCCUUUCGCCUUGAAUUCCUCUUGGUCCCUGUCACAGGCUUGUCAUUUCUGGAGAAUCACAGCUUUACACCCUUGGAGAUCCUCUGGACCUUCUCCAUCUACCUGGAGUCAGUGGCCAUCCUUCCCCAGCUCUUCAUGAUCAGUAAGACGGGGGAAGCAGAGACCAUCACAACUCACUACCUUUUCUUCUUGGGCCUCUACCGUGCUCUCUACAUCGCCAACUGGAUCUGGCGCUACCAYACUGAGAAAUUCUACGACCAGAUCGCGGUAGUUUCCGGGGUGGUACAAACCAUCUUCUACUGUGAUUUCUUUUAUCUCUACGUUACCAAAGUCCUAAAAGGAAAAAAGCUCAGCCUUCCGAUGCCUAUUUGAAGAUGCUUCCACAACUGCAAGUGCCUGAAGACGAAGGUCCGAGCUCACAGCCUUCCUCUCCUGCCCCUUGCUGACCAAGCAAAGGGCCGAGUUCCAGCUCCACGCCAGAAGACRCUGAGGCUUGGAAAGCUGGAACGCUUUUUGACCUGUAUGGGACUUUGCCUCAGUUUCCCUCAUCCUCUCCUCUUCUUACUUGAAUCUAGUGCUAGAACGUAGUGCUGGGCAAUAUCACAGCCACCUCAGCUAUCCCCUCCUGCUUUGAUCCACAGUGUCCACAUCCAAAACACUCCCCUAUCCUGGCCCUAAGGCACAAGGAAUAARAGGGAAGUUGUCACUACCCCUUCAGCUCUUCAGCCUUUACAACAGCCUAUGCAGAGGAGAACUCGGUGUUGCCAACWCCGUAACACACACAGUCCCGCUUCACGUGCGGCCACCUCCGGCACGGCAGGCACGGCCUUACAGAACUCAUGUGUGCACCAGGAUCCACCUGCGACUCCGCUCUGCCUUCCCCCUAUUCCAGUCAGGUCCCCGAACCCGCAAGAAAAAUAUAUUUCUUUCAAAUUACAAGAAACUUCCAAUUCUACAGAUACUCAGACAUCAUUUUUUCUUUUUCCCCCUCCUUCCUUCAGUGACAGUUCCUAAAAUUCUACCAAGGGGGAACAUUUCUAUUAAAAUCCAGUAUGGUACCAACGGAUGUCUCUAACUCCUUCAACUUGUUUAAGAACUGGGAGGAAAAAAGAAAAAGGAGGGGGGUACAGAC